AUGGACACGACAAGUGACACACCGACGGGCUGCGCACGUGUGAUCGUGAAAAUGGUGGUUGCACUGAGUCUUCCGUUUGUGUUGAGUCCCCGCGAGCUGGCGACCGAGGCCGCAUCUAAUGUGGCAGAAGUUUUUAUUACGUGCUUCAGUCGUUUGCGACAGCGGCGUCCACAUUUUAAUGAAGAGCAUAAAGAAGCGUUGCUGAAGGAGGAUGAACGGUUUUCGGAUGCAGCAAUGAUUGAGCUACGUCGAAGGAUGAUGGAAGGUGGUACAUCCACGAUACCAACCAUACCAUUACGCCUUGUGGCCACUGACCAGCCAGCACGCCCUUCGCGCUGGAAGGAGCGCAAGAUCCAGGAACGUGCGCGAGCACAUUGCAGCUCGUCGCCGAACUGGAAACGAACAAGCUCGGAGAGAGCGUUUACACUCCUGGCAUCUGAUACAGAAAGAGCACUGGAUCAGAUCCUUAAGUCAACGAAGAUGACACGAAAACGUUCUAAAAGCACUGAGCCGAUGGAUGCCAAAAGUGAGGGACGGCAAAAUAUGGAGAAGACUGGAGAGGAAAGUGUGCUGCUUGAUCUCCACGACCUGGAUAGCUGUGACGGCGGCGUAUUGGGCGAAUGGCUCGCGGGGAUCGACGAAUCUCGCUCAGAAGAGUACCGCAUAUAUGCCAAACAGUUGAAAGAGCAUGGCUUUAUGACAUUAGAAGAUCUGGCGCAACUGGAGAGUGAGGACGACGUUGAUCAAGCCAUGAGUGAGGUGGGUAUCACCAAAUUCGCACACCGAUUGCGUAUUCGAAAAGCCAUUCAGCAACUGCAUUUUCAGGCUUCAGAGCAACAUAAAUUGGCAGUUGCUGCAAUUCCUGUGGCUGCAAGUGCGUAA
Molecule: messenger RNA, 882 nt
Organism: Plasmopara halstedii
Lineage: Eukaryota; Oomycota; Peronosporomycetes; Peronosporales; Peronosporaceae
Product: Sterile alpha motif, type 1
Exons: 2
Coding region: 1-882 (293 amino acids)
Molecular function (GO): protein binding
Source: RefSeq, a predicted model, not a curated record